GAAGUCAAAAAUCGUUCCAUUUGUAGAUAAGGUCAUGGUGUCGGUUUUUUGGAACGCGCGUGGAAUAAUUUCUAUUAACUUCCUCGAAAAAGAAAAAACUCUCAACGAUAAGUGUUAUGCGAACUUAUUACAACGUUUGACCGCCAGAUUUAGCAUCCUCGGGUUAAUAGCAAUUUUGAGGAGCUUGACAAUUCUUCUCCUUCUUCUUCUCUGACAAAUAGCUAACUUGUAGCGUUUGCUCAACACAAUGGAACAAAAACAUCGUCGUGAAGUUGUUUGGGAUAAUGGGGAUUUAUUACUCCACAUCCGAAGCAAAAGAACAAUCAAAACAAUGGACUGAAAAGGCAGAACCGGCUCCAAAGAAGUCAAAAAUCGUUCCAUUUGUAGAUAAGGUCAUGGUGUCGGUUUUUUGGAACGCGCGUGGAAUAAUUUCUAUUAACUUCCUCGAAAAAGAAAAAACUCUCAACGAUAAGUGUUAUGCGAACUUAUUACAACGUUUGACCGCCAGAUUUAGCAUCCUCGGGUUAACAGCAAUUUUGAGGAGCUUCACAAUUCUUCUUCUUCUUCUCCUCUGACAAAUAGCUAGCUUGUAGCGUUUGCUCAACACAAUGGAACAAAAACAUCGUCAUGAAGUUGUUUGGGGUAAUGGGGAUUUAUUACUCCACAUCCGAAGCAAAAGAACAAUCAAAACAAUGGACUGAAAAGGCAGAACCGGCUCCAAAGAAGGCAAAAAUCGUUCCAUUUGUAGAUAAGGUCAUGGUGUCGGUUUUUUGGAACGCACGUGGGAUAAUUUCUAUUAACUUCCUCGAAAAAGAAAAAACUCUCAACGAUAAGUGUUAUGCGAACUUAUUACAACGUUUGACCGCCAGAUUUAGCAUCCUCGGGUUAACAGCAAUUUUGAGGAGCUUCACAAUUCUUCUUCUUCUUCUUCUCUGACAAAUAGCUAACUUGUAGCGUUUGCUCAACACAAUGGAACAAAAACAUCGUCGUGAAGUUGUUUGGGAUAAUGGGGAUUUAUUACUCCACAUCCGAAGCAAAAGAACAAUCAAAACAAUGGACUGAAAAGGCAGAACCGGCUCCAAAGAAGGCAAAAAUCGUUCCAUUUGUAGAUAAGGUCAUGGUGUCGGUUUUUUGGAACGCACGUGGGAUAAUUUCUAUUAACUUCCUCGAAAAAGAAAAAACUCUCAACGAUAAGUGUUAUGCGACAUAUUACAACGUUUGACCGCCAGAUUUAGCACCCUCGGGUUAAUAGCAAUUUUGAGGAGCUUGACAAUUCUUCUUCUCUGACAAAUAGCUAACUUGUAUCGUUUGCUCAACACAAUGGAACAAAAUGGGAAAAUGGGGAUUUAUUACUCCACAUCCGAAGCAAAAGAACAAUCAAAACAAUGGACUGAAAAGGCAGAACCGGCUCCAAAGAAGUCAAAAAUCGUUCCAUUUGUAGAUAAGGUCAUGGUGUCGGUUUUUUGGAACGCGCGUGGAAUAAUUUCUAUUAACUUCCUCGAAAAAGAAAAAACUCUCAACGAUAAGUGUUAUGCGAACUUAUUACAACGUUUGACCGCCAGAUUUAGCAUCCUCGGGUUAAUAGCAAUUUUGAGGAGCUUGACAAUUCUUAUUAUAAAAUGAGUAUCGAACUUAUUGAACAUCGCUGAGAAAAAUGUAAGGAGAUAAAAGGAGAUUACGUUGGAAAAUAAAUUUCUGAGUUUUCUUUCUCGGGCCACGGAGCUUCCUCAUAUAAAAUGAAGUUUGAAAAUAUAGUUUAAUAUCAAUAACUAACUUGUAAUUAAGUGAUUGUUUGAUACUUCUUUUUACAUCUUUGUUAUUUUUUAUUAUCGGUUACGUAGAAUUUGACACACCCUAUAAAAAUAGUCAUAGUGAAUAUAAUUGUGUUACUAUUUAAUAUAAUCAACAAUAUAUUCCAAAUUACAGACUCUUUGUAUAGUAAGAUACCAAAACAUCUAAUUAUACUGAAUAUAUAGACAAAGAUGUAUUUAUUUUUAAUUAUAGAUACCAGUAUAAAUAUCUACUUAUGCUAUAACCAGUAUUUUCAGUUUCAAUAAUUUUUUUUUCAUUUUUUUCAUUAAUUGUAUGGCUCUAUCAAAACAGAAAAAGCUUCAAAAUAAAAUUAUGCUUAUUUAUUAUAAUAGACAAGGAAUGAAUUUUGAUUUACAAAGAAAUGUAUUUAGAAGUAUUACAAGAUCGAAAGCAUGAUCUCAUCCGAAUAAAAAAUAAUCCGAGUGAGUUAAUAUGGCGAAUAUGACGCAUGAGGUAGCAAUUCAAACCUUGGGUUUAUGAAUUUUAGACAUUGCAAUAACGGAUGUGUGAGCUGGUGCAUUGUCAGAUGGAACGGUCUUUGCCUUCCUUGGAGCCGGCUCUCCACAUCUUUCUUGUGUCCAAAUUUUCAAUUAAUAUGCGAUGCUGCACUUCAAAAAUGCAGCAUCGCAUGUCUGCUAGCUGGCGCUAGCAUCCUGGACGGCUUGGUGGAUUUUCUUCGACAUUUCUGGAGUCGUCACCUCAUUUGGUCGACCACUGCGAUAACGAAGAAGCAAUCUCACCCAAAGUAGAAUCUAGUUCAGCUUUAAUAUUGGUUGGGCUUUCAAAUAAAACUAUUGUAUCAUACAAUUGUAUUUGUGUACUUUCUAAUACAGUGGUAUUUUUCAAGCAACUAUUGCCAUCUCUACAUCAGGCCAAGUACUUCCGGGACCGGUACUCCUCGUACCGUACCGAUUGAGUUUGAAUUAAUCCAUAAUGAUCGACUUUCCUAGGAUUAGCAAUUCUUGAAUGUGAGAUAAUAGGAAUAUGUAUUCCAACAUAUAUAUAAUGAUAUAUAUUUUAAAGUUUCAUACUUUAUAUAGAAAUUUUCAUUUUUCAUCCAAUUUGUUGAAAUAAGGUUGAAAUUAUCUUGAACCGGCACUGAAAUAUCCUCGAUUGCCACAGAUAUAUUUACAUACUGUUUGUUUAGUUACAAAUUAAAUCAAAAAAUUGAAUGUCCGAUACAUACACAGACAAAAAAUUUCGUUCCACGAAGGUUCCACUCAAUUUCAAACUGGUUUAAUUUUUUCAAUAAAAUGUAAAUAAAAGUUUACGUCACAUUGCGGACCAUACUCUUAUAUAAGAUUCUUUUCACUUGAGGUUGAUUGUAGAUCAAAAAGACAUCUCGAAAAAGAAACUUGUAUACUUAUUACAAAAUGAAUCGUUGGUGUAUAUCGGUAGCAUGUAUGGUAUUGGUAAUUGUAGCGGUGGUGCAUUGUUCUCCAAAGAGUUAUGAAGAGAAUUUGAAAACAAUCAAGAGAAUUGAUAUUGAUCAAGUGCUGGGCAAUGAAAGAAUUAUUAGAAACUACGUCGAUUGUAUCUUAGGAAAGAAACGUUGUACCAGUGAAGGGAAUGCUCUAAAAGAAAGCUGGAAAGAUGGUUUAGACAAAGGAUGUGAAGAUUGCGACGAAGAAGACAAGAGAAAGGUUAGGAAGAUCUUGAAACACAUGUACACAAAACACCGUGAUUUAUACGAUGAAUUAGCUGCCCAUCUGGACAAAGAUGGCAAAUACAGGGACAAAUACCAAGCUCAAAUUGAUGACAUUCUCAAGGAUCCCACGCUAUGAAGAGAAUGAGUAUUUUCAAAAAUAAAUCAGAUUAAUAAUCAAACUAUGUCAUAAAAAUUUUCUAUAAAUCCAAUAUUUGUUAUUGGUAUAUUUCGUAGAAAUUCAAAUUAAACUAGAAAACAGAAAUGUUUAAUUCAAGUUUUUCUAUUAAAAAUUGUUAUUUUCAAAUCAUUUGAAUAAAUUUAUUAUUAAAA
Diorhabda sublineata is the source of this 3790-nucleotide messenger RNA. Its product is annotated as allergen Tha p 1-like. NCBI's taxonomy places the organism in Eukaryota, Metazoa, Arthropoda, Insecta, Coleoptera, Chrysomelidae. The record is from RefSeq and is a predicted model, not a curated record. The transcript has 2 exons. The coding region runs from base 3186 to 3596 and encodes 136 amino acids.